GACGGGGCGGGGCGCGCCGGCGGCAACGUGCGAAGGCGGAGAGGCGCCGGGUUAAAUGCAAUUAUAGAAAAUUUGGUAAGGCAAUUGAGUAUCUCUACAUCACAAUGGGGUCCACAGUGGAAAACAGUACGUAUGUAAACAAAAUAUGGGUUCAGUGUGAGAAUGAAAAUUGUUUGAAAUGGAGGUUGUUGUCAAGUGAGAAUGCAGCCAGUGUGGAUCACAAUGAGCCAUGGUACUGCUUUAUGAACUCUGAUUCAAGAUAUAAUAAAUGCUCCAUUUCUGAAGAAGACUUUCCUGAAGAGUCUGAGCUUUAUGAAAGUGGAUUUAAGAUUGUCUAUUCACAACUACCUGCUGGAAGUUUGGUUUUAGUAAAAUUACAGAAUUGGCCAAGUUGGCCAGGGAUACUUUGUCCUGAUCCUUUUAAAAAGAAAUACAUAACGUAUGACUCCGAUGGAAAUGUUGAACAGUAUCACAUAGAAUUCCUGGGUGACCCCCAUUCACGAUCAUGGAUAAGUGCAGCAUUCGUUGAGCCUUAUAACACCACCUUAAAGCCAGAAAAAUGUACAAAUAAAAAGAAAUGGUACAAGAGUGCUCUACAGGAAGCAUACCUACUAUAUGGAUAUUCUCAUGAAAAAAGACUGGAAGAGUGCCACCUAUCAAAACAGAAUAAAUCCAAAGCAGAUACCAAAGCUGCUGUGGUAGCCAAGAAAAGGAUGCAAGUUUCCAAAAAUAUGAUUGAAAAGAAAAAGCCUAACAUUAGGAAAAGGAAAAGGAAAGGUCUUUUAAAAUGCUCUUUUGAAAUUGUUUGCUCAGAGGAUGCAUUAUCAAAGGAAAAUAUGGUUGUCUCUGAGACAGAAGGUUUGCUGAAAGAGCUGGAACAAAUGCUACAGCAAGCACAAGAGCCUGCAGCAGCACCUGGAGAGUCAGAACAAGAACAAGGGGAAGAAAUAAAUUCAGGAGAAAAGUUACUGAAAUGCAGCCCUGAAGCUUCUGCAGGCACUUCAUUUCAAAACUACCAUGAAGAGGACUAUCUUGUCAUUGAUGGGAUAAAAUUAAAAACUGGGGAAUGCAUUGAGAAUAUAACUAACAACUUUAAAGAAAUAGAUGCUUUGAUGUCUGAAUUUUAG
Octodon degus (degu) is the source of this 1127-nucleotide messenger RNA. It is a transcript of the gene Zcwpw2, whose product is annotated as zinc finger CW-type and PWWP domain containing 2. NCBI's taxonomy places the organism in Eukaryota, Metazoa, Chordata, Mammalia, Rodentia, Octodontidae. Gene Ontology annotation, molecular function: zinc ion binding. The record is from RefSeq and is a predicted model, not a curated record. Gene Ontology annotation, cellular component: nucleus. The coding region runs from base 105 to 1127 and encodes 340 amino acids. The transcript has 9 exons.